This is a messenger RNA of Prunus armeniaca (apricot), 462 nucleotides long. The record is from the annotation of a GenBank genome assembly. Lineage: Eukaryota; Viridiplantae; Streptophyta; Magnoliopsida; Rosales; Rosaceae.
AUGGAGAACGAGGAAGCUCCCGCGUAUAAUUUUGGGGGCUGGUGCACGGAGAAGCUCGGUGGACGAUGGAGGCUAGUGUAUGUGAGAGUGGCACAUCGAUGGAACGUGGGCACUGUGGGCAAAAAGUGUGGUUGUUUGGCGAACGUAGAGCAGAUACAUCUACAAGACAAGUCAAACGUUGAGUAUAGAAAAGCCGUAAGAUUGUUUGCAUAUGAGAUAGAAGGAGCAUUAGGGCAGUCACAUGGUGUCUGCGCACAUAUCACGCCACACAACGUCAACAACCAGAGAACAGAUUGCUUGGACCUCUCCAAUAGUCACAGAGAUAUUAAAGAGCUAAAGUUGGGGUGCUCUAGUGUGGGCCGCGGGGGCCAGUGUAGCGUGUGUACAUGGGGAGUGAGAUAUCCAGAGAAACGGUCGGAAGAGUGGACUUGGAAGGGCGCCGUGGAUUGUCGGGCUCGGUAG